AUGGAGUCAUUGAUUCCUUUUAAGGAUGAAGGCAUCCAGAAGAUGUCUGAUAACAACUUCGAGCAGGCAAUAUUAAGCUUCAACAAUGUAAUCGAAAAAUUAGAUCCAAAGACAAAUGAAGAAGCUGUUUUAUACAUGGUUUGCUUAUUAAAUCGUUCUGCAUGCUAUAUUCAGCUUAACAAGUUCGAAGAAGGCGUUAACGAUGCUAAUGAAGUUAUCAAAUUGUACCAGCGUCUUCGACCAGAAGAAACACAAUUAAAGAUGGACCAGAAAGCAAUCGAGACUGAUCCACUUACAGUUCCUCUUUCCAAUGCCUAUGUAAGAAAGGGCCAAGCUGAUGAGUUACAAGGAAAGAUGCUUGAUGCACUUCAUAAUUACGCCGCGGCAUCAUCCCUUAAGAUGGACGGUGACGGUCAAAUCGGAAUGAAAAGUGUUUUACAGCGCCUCGGUGUCCCAGAAAUUAACCAGGCAGAUCCACAGCUUCAACAGUUCUCCAUGAUUCUUGUUCAUCUUCUCAGUGAUGUCAACAUUCUUAUCGCCCUCAACAACAUGCUCCAGUUCCUCCUCGAAGGCGAUGUCAAAGAAGAGCAAAUCGUUAAGUACAACGAUACUGGCUGCUGCCGCAUUCUCUACGCUGUCAUCCAGCUCUACAUGGAUAACGAAGUUAUUGUUACAACAGCAAUUACAACACUCCGCGUUCUCGCAGAGAAGGGAGCCCAAGAUCCAUUCAAUGGUUUCCUUGUUAUGCGUGUUGCUGCCGACCACUGGAAGGCCUCCAAGAACGUUGUCUCCGAUAUCAUCCGUUUCCUUGCUGGAGCUCCAAUAGAAUUAUUCCCUUACCUUGCAAGAGCUGAUUUCAUUCCAGUUUGCAUCGACGCACUCGACUUUGACCUCGAAAACUCCGACUUCGAUAAUAUCUUCUACGUUCUCUUCCACCUUUCAUUUGGCCAGGAGCAGCUUGUCCAAAUUGGUGCCGAAGGUGCUGUUGAAAAAGCACUCAGUAUCAAGACAAAGGCAUCAUUACUCUUCCUUUCAAAGGCUGCUUUGCUUGUCGAUAACAUGCGCGUUAUCGAACGCGAAGAAGGUUCAUCAUGGGCAUUAUCCGAAGCCGAAAAGAACCAAGAAGACAAGCACGUAGUUGCUGCCGCCGCUGUUAUACUCAGCCAGUUGUUUGUUUUGGCUUCUGUCGAUGAAACAGCUGUUCCAAAGGACGAACUCAAGCAAAAGGCCACAAAAGUCUACGAAUUAUUCUUCCCAUUAGCCACAAAGUACUCAAAGGAUUCAGACGUUAUUUCUCCAAUCUUUUCAGCACUCGCAGCUUGUGCCGAAUUCAAUAUCGAAUUUAUCAAAGAGAAGAGAGUCAUUCAGGCAGCUUCUGCCAUUCUUACAAUGCAUCUCGAUGAUGAACCAUGCGUCGUUAACAUCGUUUCAUUACUCUACAUGUGCUGCGUCAACGGAUUACUUGAAGAGAUCAAGACUGUUAGAUCCGCUGUUCCAACAGUUGUUUCUACACUCAAAGACCACGCCGAUAACUUGCAAUUGGUUGAAAGAGCUGUUGCUAUUAUCGUUGAAUGCGAUCAUCCAAGCAAGAAGAAACUAUUUGAAGCAGCUAUUAAGCAGCAACCAGAAUCACCAAUCCUUGCUAAGUACAAGAACCAGUUCCAGCAGUAA
Molecule: messenger RNA, 1671 nt
Organism: Trichomonas vaginalis G3
Lineage: Eukaryota; Parabasalia; Trichomonadida; Trichomonadidae
Product: HSP70-HSP90 organizing protein 1-related family
Exons: 1
Coding region: 1-1671 (556 amino acids)
Molecular function (GO): Hsp90 protein binding
Source: RefSeq, a predicted model, not a curated record